GCUGCUUUUAAUCGAGAAGAGCUGAAUAAUUGGAAACAGGCACAUCGUUCAGUCAGCUGACCUGUCUUGUGAUAGCAGGCUCAGUUGUGAAGCUUGACUCGCUGUAAUAGACUGGAUAUACUUCAGUAAAAUUCACGUCUCCUGUUUGUUACUUUUACUUGAAUAAUAAUUCACAAUGACGAGCCAAGGGUUGCCAAAAAUCAGUAAUGAAGAGAGGGAGGCCAAAUUUGGCUAUGUAUAUGCUGUAUCUGGUCCUGUGGUUACAGCUGAGAAAAUGUCAGGAUCAGCUAUGUAUGAGUUGGUCAGAGUAGGAUACUAUGAACUAGUAGGAGAAAUUAUUCGUUUAGAAGGUGAUAUGGCCACUAUCCAGGUGUAUGAAGAAACCAGUGGUGUAACUGUAGGUGAUCCUGUCUUACGUACUGGAAAACCAUUGUCCGUAGAACUUGGACCUGGUAUACUUGGCAAUAUCUUUGAUGGUAUUCAAAGACCAUUGAAGGACAUCAACGAGCUUACAAGCUCUAUUUACAUCCCAAAGGGUAUUAAUGUGCCAGCAUUAUCAAGAAACACUGUUUGGGAAUUUAAUCCAUCUAAUAUCAAAAAUGGUAGUCACAUUACUGGCGGAGAUCUGUUUGGUGUGGUUUAUGAAAACACAUUAGUGAAACACAGAAUGAUUUUGCCUCCAAAAAGCAAGGGUACUGUAACUUAUGUUGCACCUGCUGGAAACUAUACAGUAUCUAUGCGUUCAAGGAGGUACUACAGCAAUUCCAGGUGCUUUCGGUUGCGGUAAAACUGUAAUUUCGCAAGCUUUAUCAAAGUAUUCGAACUCUGAUGUUAUUAUUUACGUCGGUUGUGGAGAACGUGGUAAUGAAAUGUCUGAAGUACUACGUGAUUUUCCCACUUUAACGGUGGAAAUUGAUGGAGUCAUCGAAUCUAUCAUGAAGCGUACAGCUUUGGUUGCUAAUACUUCAAACAUGCCUGUAGCUGCUCGUGAGGCGUCCAUUUAUACGGGUAUUACUCUAUCAGAGUACUUUAGAGAUAUGGGUUAUAACGUGUCUAUGAUGGCUGACUCGACAUCUCGUUGGGCAGAAGCUCUUCGUGAAAUUUCUGGUCGAUUAGCUGAAAUGCCUGCUGAUUCCGGUUAUCCGGCCUAUCUUGGAGCUCGUUUAGCUAGUUUCUAUGAACGUGCAGGAAGAGUGAAAUGUUUGGGUAAUCCCGAUCGUGAAGGUUCUGUCAGUAUAGUAGGUGCUGUAUCACCACCAGGUGGUGAUUUUUCUGAUCCUGUUACUAGUGCAACUCUGGGUAUCGUACAGGUAUUCUGGGGUCUUGAUAAGAAACUCGCACAACGAAAACAUUUUCCAUCCAUUAACUGGCUUAUUUCAUACAGUAAAUAUCUUCGGGCUUUAGACGAUUUCUAUGAUAAAAAUUUCCCGGAGUUUGUUCCUUUGAGAACGAAAGUAAAGGAGAUCUUACAGGAGGAAGAAGAUUUGUCAGAAAUUGUACAGUUAGUCGGUAAAGCUUCUCUUGCUGAAACAGAUAAAAUUACUCUAGAAGUUGCGAAACUUCUAAAAGACGAUUUCUUGCAACAAAACAGUUAUUCACCAUAUGAUCGAUUCUGUCCAUUUUACAAAACUGUCGGAAUGUUACGAAACAUGAUCGCAUUCUACGAUAUGGCAAGGCAUGCAGUUGAAUCUACAGCACAAUCAGACAAUAAAAUAACGUGGAAUGUCAUUAGAGAUAGCAUGUACAAUAUUCUCUAUCAGUUGUCUUCUAUGAAAUUUAAGGAUCCAGUGCAAGAUGGUGAAGCAAAGAUCAGGGCUGAUUUUGAUCAGCUACAUGAAGAUAUUCAACAGGCAUUUAGAAAUUUAGAAGAUUAAUUAUCAGAAGCAUUCAUAUAUACAUAAGUUCUCUAUGUUCAGGAACCUUAUGCUGGUCAUUUAAGGAUGUCCUGAAUCUACCAAACAAAAAUAUAACGAAUAUUCGUAAUCACGUAUCGCACACAAAACUGUUAUAUUCUUAAUAAUUACAAGAAAAUUGUUGUAUAUAAAAAAAGAGUUACAAAUAUAAAAUUUAUUAUAAUUUUAUGUGUAUUAUCCUACAUUUAAACAAAAUCAUACGUGAUGGCUGAACCUUUGAAGUUAAUAGGACGUCCUUAAAUGCAUUUCCAGCUUUUGCAAGUAUUUAUAUAUUAAGUACUAUAACAAGUUAUUUCAAAUCCUUGAAAUGAAGUAUGUAAUUAGUUUAAAUUGUUGAAAAACAAGAUGAGAUGGCGAUUCAAGCUUCCAUCUAUUUUAUUUGCUGUAAAAAUGAAAUUUAAUCAUAGAAGGGUCAAUGUAAAAAAACUUUCAUGUGUAAAAUGAGAGUAAAUGCGUUAUAAGAAGCUUUCUAUUCAUCCAUAUAUGUUGUUUUCUUAAAAAGAAAAAAAUCUUUCUGUAUUUUGUUGCAGCAUAGGAUGAAAUAGUAGCUUUUUACAAAUGAAUGGAAUUUCAAUUAAAGAGUAUUAAAUAUUGUAUUAUAAUAAUAUAUUAUGUAAACGUGUUAAGUGACGAAUGCAGACAUUACAUAAAAGUAGAUGUUAUUUUAAACGUUAAAACCGUUAAAAUGUGACUUGAAAGUUUAAAAAAAAGAUGUCAAAAUGUUAGAACUGUUGAGGUGCAGGGUCUUUUAUCGUUAAAAAGAAAAUAUAAAGAAAAAUGCAUCGUAAACAAUGUUCCAGUAACUUCGACAUUUCCAUUGUACCAUAUGUAAAAAACGAAUAAACAUUAUACAUAAAAAGACCAACCUUCGUUCAAGAUUGUCAAUGGUUAAAUAAAAAUAACAAUAUAUAUGUUUUCGGUAAAUUUCAUUUUAAUAAUAAUAUAACAAUAACCUUCGCGGUAUGUACAUCAACGAUAUAUUACAAACCAGUGUUUAAUUUUUUCACUGAUUCUGACGCAUUUUCAGCGUUCAGGAGUCCUAGGUUGAAAAAAAUAUGUUUAUUGCUAUAUGCGUACGUAUAUGCAUAUGUACACACACGU
This is a messenger RNA of Heterotrigona itama, 3014 nucleotides long. NCBI's taxonomy places the organism in Eukaryota, Metazoa, Arthropoda, Insecta, Hymenoptera, Apidae. The record is from the annotation of a GenBank genome assembly.